GUUUAUACGUAAUUUUAUAUUUUUGCACUUCAUAUAAGUGAAAAAGAACAUUGUCCAACAAAUCUUUGAUAAAAACAAUUGGUUUUGUCUACUAAUUGUUAAUUUUCGAGUUUUCUUUUACUUCAAAAAAAAAAAAUCGUUUUGCUUUUCUUUGUUUAUAGAAACCAAUUUGUAAAUUGUGACCAUGGCAGAAAUUUCAGGCUUAUCAAACUCCGAUGUUGCUGAACUAUGCAAACCGGUUGAUCCCGCUACAAAGGAUUUUCUAUUCCAACAAACAAUGUACCGAAUCAAAGAUCCACGCGCCUCGUUGCCAUUUUAUACCGGCGUUUUGGGAAUGACAUUACUACAAAAAUUGGACUUUCCUGAAUCGAAAUUUUCACUAUACUUUUUGGGCUAUGAAGAUCCAGCCGAUGUACCAACCGCAAAUAAUGGCGAACGCACAAAAUGGGCCAUGUCACGAAAAGCAACGGUUGAAUUGACACACAAUUGGGGCACUGAAUCAAACCCAGACCAAAAAUAUCACGACGGAAAUAGUGAUCCGAGAGGUUUUGGACAUAUUGGAAUUAUGGUACCGGACGUUGAUGCCGCUUGUGAACGCUUCGAAAAACUUGGUGUUACAUUUGUGAAGCGGCCAAACGAAGGCCGAAUGAAAGGAUUGGCUUUUAUUAAAGACCCAGACGGUUAUUGGAUCGAAAUUUUCAACGCAAAUUGUGUGGCUCAAUAAAAUGAAAAUCUUCACUUGACUUGAAGAAAUACAACGAAGAACGAACAA
Molecule: messenger RNA, 772 nt
Organism: Contarinia nasturtii (swede midge)
Lineage: Eukaryota; Metazoa; Arthropoda; Insecta; Diptera; Cecidomyiidae
Gene: Glo1
Product: lactoylglutathione lyase
Exons: 3
Coding region: 185-724 (179 amino acids)
Molecular function (GO): metal ion binding; lactoylglutathione lyase activity
Source: RefSeq, a predicted model, not a curated record